Calypte anna (Anna's hummingbird) is the source of this 748-nucleotide messenger RNA. It is a transcript of the gene OSM, whose product is annotated as oncostatin M. Gene Ontology annotation, cellular component: extracellular region. Gene Ontology annotation, molecular function: leukemia inhibitory factor receptor binding; cytokine activity. Lineage: Eukaryota; Metazoa; Chordata; Aves; Apodiformes; Trochilidae. Gene Ontology annotation, biological process: immune response. The record is from RefSeq and is a predicted model, not a curated record. The transcript is spliced from 3 exons. The coding region runs from base 36 to 674 and encodes 212 amino acids.
GCUCAGGCGCCGAAAAAACACCGCGGGUCCGGGCCAUGCGGCGAGACGGGUGGCUCCCGGGAGUGCUGGGAGCUGUCACCAAAGGGCUCCUCAUCCUCUGGGCAGUACCGGGUCAGGGGGGGCGUCCCCUGCAGCCCCCCACCCUGCAGCAGGUCCAGGCACUGGUGAGACACAUGGCUGAGGAUGCUCAGGAGCUCUUCACCUUCUACGAGAAGGACCAAGGCUUGGCCAUCGGCCACCUCUGCCGCACCAACCGCCCACCCGAGUGGCUGCGGGGACCCUCCCUGGGGACCCGAGGACUGAGGGGACUGAGAGGGACCAUGACUCACAUGGCCCAGGCACUGCAGGACAUCACCCGGCACCAGCGCGACCUCAACCCUCCCGGUGCCGAAAUCCUGCGCCGCUUGGCCAGCGCCCACCUGAAGGUCCGGGGGCUCCUCAACAAUCUGGAGGGGCUCUACCCAGCUCCCAGCCCCCAGCCCACCCGCCGCCUUCCACCCAGCCCCACAGCACCCACCAAGGUCUUCCGGCAGAAGCUGGAGGGAUGCCGGAUCCUCUGGAGCUAUUCCCGCUUCUUGGUCAAGCUCAAUGCCCUGCUGGAGACCAGGAGGAUCCGGGCACACCGGGAGAGGCAGAGAGCUCACCAGGGCUCACGGAUGCCCACAGGCUCCUAGUGUUGCUGGAGCUAUCUCCAUCUCCAUCUCCGUCUCCGUCUCCAUCUCCAUCUCUGUCUCCAUCAUCUCCAUCA